AUGCACGAAACGGAUGUUAAAUCUGGCACGCGCAUAUCGCACCUCUCCCCGCAGCUCGCCGCCGCUACGCCGGGGUCUCUCCCGCUAACCCCACCGUCAUCGCCCGGUCCUUACAGGGAAUCCAAAAGUUCCCCGGAUACUACAUCACACCAGAGUCACCAGAGUCACCAGAGUCGACAGGAAUACUUGGACUCUCUGCAACCGCCAUCCAAGGAGGAGUUUCAGCGUCUGACAUUACUACAAGAGCAGCGCGAAAAAGAGCACAAGCGCCGCGAUCAAGAGCUACGCCGCCAAAGCAUAGUAAUCGCCCACACGAGCAUGCAGGCAAGGCGAGACUUCAUGCAAUCAAAGGUAGCUGAGGAAGAAGAACGCUUAGGACAUCAUCACUCUAUAUUCGGGCAUAGACAUUCAAACUCUAAAUCGCGCUCCAGGCCGAGUAGCAAGAAUGCAAUGUCUGAUGAAAAAGGCGAAGCCGCAGAUGGCUGUAUCAGGUCGAAGGCGGCAACCGUAAUUCAGCGAACUUAUCGUGGAUAUCGUGUGCGCAGAGAGAUGCAAGGGCUAGGCUUAGAUGCAGGUACCAGGUGGACACAUGCAAUCAGAGAUGCACAAUGGAAGGACCUAAACACGCCUCGAGCUAGACAGAAUAGCUCACAGAGUAUCGGGAACGGUGACACAGGUGACCAAAGGAGGCCUAGCAGUAGCCGAUCCACAGCACGGAAGAAUUGGAUGAAGGUGGCCAAGAUAGCCCGCCGCGCUGGGGCUGAUGAGGAUUCCGAUCAUGCAGAAGACAGUUCAUCCUCAUCACUCAACGAAGAAGACUUCCAAGGUAUGAGUGCCGAAAAAAAGGCAGAAGUAAGAAAGAAGCAGAUGAAGGCUCGAGCAAAAAGACGAGAACGCGCCCGAAUGAUGGGACUACAAUACUUCUUAGAAAUGGUCGACCUAAAGCACCGGUACGGGUCUAACUUGAGAGCAUAUCACGAAGAAUGGAAGAAGUCUGAUACUAACGAGAACUUCUUUUACUGGCUGGACUAUGGUGAAGGUAGGAAAAUCGCCUUGGCAGCUUGUCCUAGGGAAAGGUUGGAUCGCGAGCAAGUGCGAUAUCUGAGCCGAGAGGAGAGGCAGUAUUAUUUAGUGAAAGUUGAUGUGGAAGGCCGUCUAGUUUGGGCCAAGAAUGGCAUGCGUGUUGACACCACAGAAAGGUGGAAGGACAGCAUUCAUGGUAUUGUUCCGAUCGACGACCCUACGCCUUCAUUCACGGCAAACGGCGAAUCGCACGUACAAGCCAAAUCUAACGUAGAAUCGCCUACACAGCAGCACAUCCAUUCAGGUUCGUCGUCUCCAAGAUUUUCACGAGAUUCGGAGCUAGAAGCUGCAAUGGCAGCAAAGUAUGCGGACCCUGACUUUGACGACCGAAAGGGUGUUAGAAAAAUCCGACACGUAUCAGCCGCAACAAUAUUCAACAAGCUCCUCCGCAAAACAGUCCGCAAAAAUACGUGGAUAUUUGUUGCCGACACAUCGUUCCGCUUGUAUGUCGGCGUCAAAAACAGCGGUGCUUUCCAGCACAGUUCGUUCUUACAAGGAUCGCGGAUAUCCGCAGCCGGGUUGAUUAAGAUAAAAAACGGGCGGUUAUCAAGCCUUUCGCCACUCUCAGGCCACUACCGCCCUCCGGCUUCAAAUUUCCGCGCCUUUGUGCACAGUCUAGAGGAAGAAGGCGUUGACAUGUCGCACGUGAGUAUCAGCAAGAGCUAUGCCGUCCUAGUCGGACUGGAGGCAUACAUCAAGACGAAGAAAAAGGGCAAGGAAGCGAUGCAGACGCUCACGCACCAGAAGCAGAAGCUGUUAGACCCCGAAGAGGCCCGUAAGAAGGAGGAGGCGGAGCUCGAUACAAGCCAAAGCGCAGCAAAGGAACGGAAAUUCCUCGAGAAGGAGAGGGAAAAGGAAGAGGUCCACCGCGUCGAGAAUAAGGCGACUUUCAAGUUUAUGCAGAAAUUACAGAGGUUUGGAUUUCAACCGAGGACCCCAUCCGGUCAAAAGAAUAGCGACGCGAUACAUGAUUCAAAGAAGCAUUGA
Daldinia childiae is the source of this 2070-nucleotide messenger RNA. RefSeq lists its product as uncharacterized. Lineage: Eukaryota; Fungi; Ascomycota; Sordariomycetes; Xylariales; Hypoxylaceae. The transcript has 3 exons. Gene Ontology annotation, molecular function: protein binding. The coding region runs from base 1 to 2070 and encodes 689 amino acids. The record is from RefSeq and is a predicted model, not a curated record.